Molecule: messenger RNA, 1780 nt
Organism: Cynoglossus semilaevis (tongue sole)
Lineage: Eukaryota; Metazoa; Chordata; Actinopteri; Pleuronectiformes; Cynoglossidae
Product: ninjurin-1
Exons: 3
Coding region: 119-565 (148 amino acids)
Biological process (GO): cell adhesion; tissue regeneration
Cellular component (GO): membrane
Source: RefSeq, a predicted model, not a curated record
GUCCCGUCGUCACAGCAGCUCUGUAUAAACGCUCGUCCUACGACCGUCUCUAGCGGCGACAUUCCCACGCUGUAAACGACAAACAUUUUCGGGCUUUUCGGUACUUUCACCCACGCAAAUGGCCACGGAGAGCCUGGAGAUGAACGGCGGCGCCAUGAACGGCGACCGGAACGACGAGGUGGAGGUCCCACUGCGAGGCUCGUCGAGAAGACUACAGCGCCCCCUGAACAUGAACCAUUACGCCAAUAAAAAGAGCGCGGCAGAGAGUAUGCUGGACGUCGCCCUGCUGAUGGCGAACGCCUCACAGCUGAAGGCCGUGUUGGAGCAAGGCCCGAGUUUCACCUUCUACGUGCCCCUGAUCACGCUCAUCAGCGUCUCUCUCAUUCUCCAAGUCCUGGUCGGCAUCCUGCUCAUCUUCAUAGUGAAGUGGAACCUGAACGACGAGAGCAUGCACUACAGGCUGAACAUCUUGGAAAACGUGUCCACGGCCUGUGUUUUCAUUAUUGUCGUCAUCAACGUCUUCAUCACUGCCUUCGGCGUCCAGAGCCCCAACGUAAAUUCUUAAAGAGCCUGAGAUCAGACUGGGACUCAAUGGGGCCCUGGCAUCAAUUUCUCACGGACGUGGACCAACAGACGCCCCAGUGAACGGCAUCAAGGACGGGGUCUAUUUGUUAUUCUGCAAUUGUAUCUCCCGGGGACCAAACGUUUCACGAGGAUCAAGUGACUGUGUCUGCUCCUUGUGUGUGUGUGUGUGUGUGUGUGUGUGUGUUGAAGGAGGACUCACUGUGUGUGUGUCUCCAUGGAUCUAUAAAGAAAUACGUGGUUUUUUUAUUCCAUAGGGCAGAUUCACUCUGUUUUACCUCAUUUCAUGCUCUGAUGGAAACAAACGCCUUUUCUGGUUUUUAUAAGAAAAAAAAAUGUUUCGAAGAACAAUAUAGUGUUAGUGUGAGUCGAAGCCACUGUGAAUGCCCCCCCCCUUACAGAUCUACUGUGGUAAGAACUGUCAAAUGUGUGUUCUCAUCAGUUUGUGUUACAGAGAAAGAGGAACCUUUCUAUGAAUCCCAUCACAGUCAAAAUGAGAUUAUUUUUACAGGAAGUUCAGCGAGGCAGUCUUGUCUCAUCUGCUGUUUGUGGCAAUAAUAUUAGACCGCGAUGUGGGAAACGGGUGUAGCCAUCAGAUUGUCAAAUUAACCACAAGUUUAGUCACAAGAUCAAAACGAUCUAUAUGUGAGGUUUCUGUCCUUUUAACCUCAAGUUCACACCAGACGUCACCAGGUUCUUUGGCAGACGAUCGUAGUUUCGUCGUCUGUUUACAUCUAAUUUAGGAACUUUACUUACGAGACUUCCUUGUUUUAAUAUUGUCCGGGACAAUAAUUUAUUAACUGCCCACCACAUAAGCAAAAACAAACAUCACUUUUCCCUGUACUGUAUUUCCAUUCGAACGUUGUCGCCCCCCUGUGGUUUACUGCUGCACCGUCAACCUUAAGACCUUAAAAUUUUAUUUUAUUGUGACGGCCAGUUUAGAGUACUGAGUAUGGUUAACUUCAACCAAAUACUGAGAUUAAUUAAUUUAAUUAAUUAAUUGUUUUAUUAGAAAAAACGUUAUUCCUGUUUAUGCUAUUCAUCAUCUAUUCAUGUUUAUAUUCUCAUUUGUUUUAUGUUCUCUUUUCUGCCUUUUUUGCUCUCAUGUAUCUUUAAACGACCAAAGUUUUUGUAGCCUUUAUUAAGCUGUAUCGUAUUACACUGUGGAUUAUUGGAGAUUUUAUAAAUAAAGCACGUU